AUGAUCUCCACACGCUACGGCCUGGGCCUGCAUGACGAGCAACUCCAGCAAUCACAACUAGAACAACUGGAACUAAGCAUGAAGGUAAAAAAAAUACAGCCCCCACUUCAUCUCCCCCUCGCUUCCCGCAUCUUCUACUUCAUGUGCAAUUGGGCGGUCAAGCACUCGCUCCUCCUCUUCUACUCCACCCUCACCAUCGACCACUACCCGCGCCUCAGCAUCUACACCAUGCACUUCGUCGCCUUCAGCUUCGGCUUCACCUGCAUCCUCUUCACUUUAAUCCGCUGCCUGCCCAUCACAGACAUCCACAUCGCGCCGGGCGGCGCCGAAUACAGCCGGCGCUGCGUCAACACGGUCGACUUCAACUACUUCAACAGCUGCUUCAUGCUGGCCAACGACAUCGUCCUGUACGCCAUGCCGCUCGUCUUCACGUGGAAACUGCACGUCAGCCGCCCGCAGCGGCUCGCCGUCAAUCUGCUCUUCCUCCUCGGCACGCUCGUCCUCGCCGCCAGCGCCGCGCGCAUAUACUUCGUCUACAAGCAGGCGCACAGGCCCGACUUUACGUACCGCUUCGCCAUGGCGAUGCUCUGCGCCGUGAUUGAGAACCACCUCGCCAUCAUCGUGGCGUGCGCGCCGAGCAUAAAGGUCAUGCUGCUGCAUGUGUUCCCCGGCUUGGAGGGCCGGUUUGAGAAGCUGGUUAGCAAGGGGAGUAAGAGCGAGGGGUCGGAGUGGAGUUUUGGGGCGGGGGUGGUGGAGGAGGUGCUUGGACGGGGGAGGGGGGGAGGUUACGCUUGUGGGGGAGAGGGGCACGAGGGAGAGGAAGUGGUGGUGUCCGCCGAGUAG
Parastagonospora nodorum SN15 is the source of this 843-nucleotide messenger RNA. RefSeq lists its product as hypothetical. Lineage: Eukaryota; Fungi; Ascomycota; Dothideomycetes; Pleosporales; Phaeosphaeriaceae. The record is from RefSeq and is a predicted model, not a curated record. The coding region runs from base 1 to 843 and encodes 280 amino acids. The transcript has 2 exons.